This is a messenger RNA of Varanus komodoensis (Komodo dragon), 2140 nucleotides long. Its product is annotated as dimethylaniline monooxygenase [N-oxide-forming] 3-like. NCBI's taxonomy places the organism in Eukaryota, Metazoa, Chordata, Lepidosauria, Squamata, Varanidae. The record is from RefSeq and is a predicted model, not a curated record. The transcript has 8 exons. Gene Ontology annotation, molecular function: N,N-dimethylaniline monooxygenase activity; flavin adenine dinucleotide binding; NADP binding. The coding region runs from base 193 to 1794 and encodes 533 amino acids.
UACAAGGGGCCAUCAGCCCCCCGUACUGGGGGAUGUGAAGGAUAAGGGUAGGUGGGCAUCACUCAGGUAGAUGGGACUUACUAGAGAGACUCCUGCUGUGUUCUGUUGCCCCCUGUAGAAGAUACCAAAGUGCUUGCUAGGCAGAAGACCCGCCUGGAGGCCGUUCCCGUGCUUCUCCUGCGCUAGGCGGCCAUGGUCCGAAGAGUGGCCGUCAUUGGGGCGGGCGUGAGCGGGCUGGCUGCCAUCAAGAGCUGCCUGGAGGAAGGGCUGGAGCCGACCUGCUUCGAGCGGAGCGACGGCAUUGGUGGACUGUGGUGGUUCACGGAGACGGCGGAGGAAGGCAGAGCCAGCAUCUACCGGUCGGUGUUCACCAACUCAUGCAAGGAGAUGAUGUGCUUUGCCGACUUCCCUUUCCCAGAGGAUUUCCCAAACUAUCUGCACAACACCAAGCUUCAUGAGUAUCUCUGGAUGUAUGCCAAGCACUUUGAUCUUGUCAAGUACAUACAGUUUAAGACGUUUGUGAGCAACAUCAAGAAGCGUUCGGACUUCGCGGCCACUGGCCAAUGGGACGUCACAAGUGAAAAGGACGGCAAGGUGGAGACGGCUGCCUUUGACGCCGUGAUGCUGUGCACAGGACACCACAUCUACCCAAACAUUCCCACCAAGAGCUUCCCAGGGUUGGAGAAGUUCAAGGGCAGCUUCUUACACAGCCGGGAAUACAAAGGACCUGAAAAGUUUAAGGGGAAGAAAGUUCUGGUGAUUGGCCUUGGGAAUUCGGGUUGUGACAUCGCCACGGAGCUCAGCCACACCGCCUCCCAGGUUUACAUCAGCUCGAGAAGUGGGUCCUGGAUCAUGAGCCGCGUCUGGGACCAUGGCUAUCCCUGGGACAUGAUAGUGAUCACGCGCUUUGAGACGAUGCUCAGGAACGCCCUCCCGACGGCCAUCUCCGACUGGCUGUACGUGAAGCAAAUGAGCCGAGCCUUCAGUCAUGAGAACUUCGGCCUGAUGCCACUGAACGGGACUCUGCGCAAGGAGCCCGUCUUCAACGAUGAGCUCCCCAGCCGCAUCACAUGUGGAGCCAUCGUGGUAAAGCCCAACGUGAAGGAGUUCACCGAGACGGCCGCCAUAUUCCAAGAUGGGACCCGGCAGGAAGGCCUUGACUAUGUCAUCUGGGCGACGGGCUACAGAUAUGCCUACCCUUGCAUGGAGGACGAGUCCAUCAUCAAGAACCAGAACAACGAAAUCAUCUUGUACAAGAGCAUCGUUCCCCCUCUGCUGGAGAAGCCAACGCUGGCGGUCAUCGGCUUGGUCCAGUCGUUUGGGUCGGCCAUCCCGACGGCGGACCUCCAGGCUCGCUGGGCCGUAAGGGUGUUUAAGGGGCUGUGCAAGCUGCCUCCACGGAGAACCAUGCUGGAGGACAUAGACGACAAGAUGGGGAAGAAGCUCAAAUGGUACGGCCAAACCGACACCCUGCAAGCAGAUUACAUUGUCUACAUGGAUGAGCUGGCUUCCAGCAUUGGGGUCAAGCCCAACAUUCCACUCCUUUUCCUGACGGAUCCCAAGCUGGCCCUGAAAAUCUACUUUGGGCCGUGCUCUCCAUAUCAGUUCCGUCUGACCGGGCCAGGGAAGUGGGACGGCGCGCGGGAGGCCAUCCUGACGCAGUGGGACCGGACGGUGAAGGCUACGAGGACCCGGGUGGUACACAAGAUGCCGAACCCUUUUCCAUACUCCAUAUUGCUCAAAUUAGUCCCCUUCCUGCUUCUCCUUGUUGCCAUUUUUGUGAUGUUCAACUGAGUCAUAUUUUCCAUACUACCAGUUUUCCUGAAUGCUCCUCUGUCAGACGCGUUUGCAUGUUUAAGCAGACACAGAGGCUGAUCCAAACUGCAAGAAAUCUACUGAAUUGAUAUGUCAAUAAAGCAAUCAGGAAUAUUUUCCAUACUAUCAUUACCAGCAUUUCUGAUCGGUUUAGAACAUCAUGUCAUGCCUAAAGACUUCCAGAUGCCAUUGUACUAACAUUAUCGGGAAACUUACCCUCUGUAUUGGUGUAUGGGAAGACACUGGUCCUCGUGCCACACAGAAAAGUUGCGGGUGGCGGGACGAAAAGGCCUUAGGUGUGUUUCCAGGGGGAUGGCCCCAGAAU